This is a messenger RNA of Parnassius mnemosyne (clouded apollo), 7983 nucleotides long. The record is from the annotation of a GenBank genome assembly. NCBI's taxonomy places the organism in Eukaryota, Metazoa, Arthropoda, Insecta, Lepidoptera, Papilionidae.
AUGGGCGAUGAUUCUUUAUUAUUACGGGAAGAUGGUUAUAUACGUAUGAACUUUCCUGUGACUUCUUUAACGUAUCAUAGUAAUUUAAAUAUAAUUUUGGUGAAGACUGACGUUGGUAGUGUACACGUUUUGGAUGUGAAUUCUGGUGUGAUUCUUCAGUCAUCUUGUCUAUCAGCGGAUGAGAGCGGUGCACUUGGUGUUGAGUAUGCAUCGGGUGCCGACCGUGUGUUCUUAUGGGACAGCAGUGGUGUUGGCGCUCGAACAGACUACAAUGGGGUGCUGUUGCUGCAUACUGCACUGCAGCGCCCAUUGCCAUCCACUCAACCGGAUAAUAUUAUAAAGAUUGAACUUGUCUUGUCAGAGGCGGUGAUCCUGUACCAGUGCGUGCAGAGUCUGGAUGUACACUCGAUUGAGGGGCUAUCGGACUUUAUAAACGCGCUUAAAAGUGCCAUUGAUGCCGAACCGGUUCGGAAAGGCGUCAAAGCUCAAAAAUGGAGCACAGUGACUAUCUCAUUGCCACAAUCCACCUUCCGGCUGGUGACUUCUGGUGUGGUACAGGAGCUCAAAGGGCAAAACAGGCGGAUUCCAGCACUUGCCAUCGCCUCGGCGGUGGGGCAACGCGCCAAUGAACUGAUGCCAUGCUCUCGAGAUGAGGAGUCGAGGGCGCUUAUGUACUCAGAAGCUGAGAGGAAGGAAACAUUUAAGCGAUGGCCACAUAUGGAUUAUAAAUGGGCGCUGCCAGCACGCAUGGCGCAGGCGGGCUUCUACCACCAGCCGUCGCCGAGCGGUGACGACCGCGCCAUGUGCUUCACGUGCAUGGUGUGCCUCGUGUGCUGGGAGAAGUCCGACGAGCCGUGGGUCGAGCACGAGCGCCAUUCGCCCAGCUGUCCCUUCGUGCGCGGCGAGUACACACACAACGUGCCUAUUUCUGUAACAAAUGCCACCGCGUGUGCCGUGCCCUGUCCGAACAUAACAGUGGUAUCUAAGGGCAACACAGGCGACCUGAUCGCCACCGGCACCGCCGAGGGCAAAGUCAACGUAUGGCGAUUUGACUGCGGACUCAAGCUCGUUAAGUUCAUUCACCUGUCCGCCUACGAUUCCAUCUUUAGCGGGAUACUUGCUACUGACUCUAACAGGGUCUGGUCGGCAAGCUUAGAGAAAGACACUUCCACCUAUGGCAUCGAACUAACAGCGAUGGCGUUUGUUGGCAUGACUUCAAAGCAGGAAAGUUACCCACAAACACAAAACAGCGAAAACAACGAGAAAGAAACGAGUAACAGCAAAACGAAACCGUCUCUCGUAUGCGGCGUCAUUGUCACAAGGACUAAUUCAGCUCAGUCUGAUCAACCUAUCAAAGAGGACACAAGUAAAGCAUUAUUCGAUUCAGGUGCAACAGACAAGUCUAAGGAAAGUAUUAAAGCCAUGAACGACCAAAACGAAGCAAAGAACAAUCAGGUUUCCUUGGAUAAAAUACUGUUUUUGUUAACCUAUGACAUAUACAGCUCUCUCGCUGGCUCUAUAACUACCGUAGUUCACACAUCUAACAGCAGUGGCAAUUCAAAACCCGGCGGCAGCAAGAAAGUGUGUCCUGUGGCUAGAACGGACGAUGCGAAUAUUUAUGACGAAAUUUACUUUCAGUACUCUGAUGAGGAUACUGAGCUUCCACAAUGCAGCAGUUUGAUAGAUGACCAAAUUAGUAAUGUUAUUAACUUAAAUGCGUCAUCAAGUAAAGAAGAUUCUAAGUUUUGGGAACCGAAAAAGAUUAUUUUCACAAAACAUUUCAAAGUACUCCCUCCAUCACCCCCUACUGCCCUGUUACCUGAGUUACCGGAAUCCGGACAAACAACAAUGCUUGACUUCGUCGGAAACAUUCCACAGCUCAAGAGUUGGAAAAGCGGCAAUUUGGAGUCCGUCGGCACAAAACUCGUUGAUCAGACCGAUGCGGCGCAAGUAGACCCCACUAUUACACCAACCAUCACUCAUUAUUUCAAUAUGAAUGGGCCUUUAGAAAUAUCUGAUUUGAAAUGGUAUGAAGAUGGAGAUGGAACAGAUAAAGUAAAAGUAGCUCCAUUCACUGCAAGUAAAGUUGGAACUCAAACAGCAGUAAGUAACAGCAACAACGACGGAUUUGAUAGUGAUCCACCACAAGAGGAAGUGGUGUCCCAGGGUGUAGCUGUUCAGUGCCUAAGUCUUCCAACCACAUUAAACCUGAAAGAUGAUUCUAGAGUAACACACUUACUACCAACAGAAGAUAAGGAACAUUUGUUGGUAGUAAUAUCGUGUAUUGAUCCAAGCAAAGUCAAAAUCGAAGAAGAAACAGAUGGAGACGGAGAUACAAAGAUGGAUGUUGAUGAAGUCUCCGAAACCGAUAAGACUGAGAAACCUGACACAAAUGCUUAUUUUAUAUUAUACAAAAUCAAUAGCAAAACUUCUGUUUACACUUUGGAAGAUAAUCCUGUUUCUGUUAAGGAAUUGCCUUAUAAUGAGAGCCCUGUAGAUUUAUGCCUACUACCGGCUGACAAGCACGACCGUUAUUCGUUCGCGGCUGUUGGGGUAGAUGGAAGCUUAAGGCUCUAUACAUUGCCCGAAUUUAAAAUACUGUCAGAGAAGCGAGUACCGAAAGGUCAGUUCACAUCCGUUGUGUACUGCGCGUCCGUCGAACGACUCAGUGUGUCCACAAAACACGGAAUGAUUUAUUUCUAUGCACUGAAUGAUGGCGACAAAGAUUCAACUGAAGACGUCAACGAAGACAAGUUUUCUAAUUUAUAUUAUGACAUGCUAUGGUAUGAAACGUCAGGCCCAACCACUGCACCUACUAUCAUUGCUAACAAGACUGAUUUGAACCUAGCUGAUUUAGAAACUUUAAUUUCAUUAACUGGCUUAUACGGCAUGAACACGACCGUGCCUUAUAGCACUGUAGUCCCAGGUUUUUGGUGCGAAUUGUCACCGGCUCAAAGAUCCAGAUCUGACCAACAGAACAACAGAUCAUGGAGACUUCAAAAUACGUCAUCAACAUGGGACGAGCAUGUUUUAGAGUUAACAAUGCCAUAUAGUGUUUCGCUUGCACACAUAGAAUUUGGCUUUACAUUGCAUUCAGCGAGCACAGUGAACUUGCCCGUGAUUCAGGUCACACUGUUAAAACAAAAUUUACAUGGGAUUGGAUACAAGAAGGAUGCGUCAUUCUGUCAGCGAUCGGACUCUCCGAUACAGUUCCCAGUUAUUGACGCCGAUUUGCCUAAUAUUGAAAAUCCUGUUAAUAGUGAGGAAUACCUUCAGGCUCACAAUGCAGAAAUACUUGCCGGUCCACUCUUGCUUUCUUCAGGACUUGACCUCACUCAGCAAUCUGGCACUUUGAUUUUGACGAGCCCACGCUUAUUCCGAGCAAGGGGCAGAACAUUCCUUAUCCACAUAAAAACACUCUUUGAUCCAGCUAAAGACAUGACUAAAGGGUCGAAUAGAACCGCCGAAAGUUCUAAGAAAUCCGGUUUUAUUGGUUGCGAUUGGUUGCAUCAAAUAUCGAUUACAGUGCGGUCAAGUCCCCAUACCGAAGUACCAAUGGAGCGGCAGCAACGUAUAGCAAUGCUUGAGUCUAAUAGUUUUUUGAACACUCUUUGUGAAAUUGCCACCAGAAAAGGAGGAAAUGAAGAAAGGAAGUUAGCAUUGGACUUACUUAACUGGGUACUGUCAAUACGGCUUCAGAGAAUGCGUUUGGCAAAGGCUGAUAAGAGUAAAGAUAAAGAUGCAGAAAGCCCAGUAGAAACGCAGCAGUUGGAAUGUAUAGCUGUUAUAGAGAAACACAUUGAUGCACUUGUGAAGAAUUGUAUCUUGUGUGCAAAUAGGAGCACUGCGAAGAAGUGCAUCAAAAUUAUACUUAUCACUAGCGAGGGCGUGAAGCAGCUCCCGAAACCUUGGAAGUCAACAUUCGAGCAGAGCCUCUCAAGCAGCGUGGUGACGUGGUUGCCGUACGUCGGUGCGUGCGAGUCCGCGGGCGCACUCAAGUGGCUGUGCGCGCUGGCGCAGCACGCCGUGCCGCGCCUCGCCGCGCCGCGCCUCGUCUCCACCUGCCUCGCGCUGCUGCACGACACCGCGCGCUGCCUGCACCAACGCACCAACGUGUACCACCAGCUGCUGCAGGCCAGGUUCGGCUUAUACGGCCUUCCACUAGAACGUACGAUCUUUACGACGGAGGCACCGGAGCUGGGUCGCGGCUCAUCUACGCCCGCCACAUACACAAGCGUUGUUACCGAUGAUACCAACAACACUCUAACCAUAAAGCCUGAUUACCAGCUCAAAGACCUGCUAAAUUUACCACUUGAUAUGGAGGGCAAGGGCGUAGGCGCGUGGAGCGGCGCGUGGUGGGCGGCGGGCGGCGCGGGCGGCGCGGCCAGCGCGGCGGCGGGCGCGGCGCUGCCGCUGCACGUGAGCUGCUACGUGGCGUCCGACGGCACCAAGCUGGAGUCGGCCGCCGCGCGCCAGCAGCCCGCCGUCGUCAGCGCGCUGCCCGCCGACACGCACCAGCUUUGGACAGCAGUUGAAGAGGGUCAAACCAAGCAACCAUCUCAAGCCCCUGACUCUUUUGACGAUGUCGAGAUUUCAAUGAUGGAGUGUGAUCCACAAGAAAAACCCGAAUUUACAGAGGACAAGUUCUUUAAGGAUCAAGAUCAGUGUGGCAUUCCUUGGGCGUCGCUGGUUACCAAACCUCCUCAGCACACACUGGUAGUGGAGCGGAUGCAUUCAGGAGCGAGACGAUAUAUUGUUUUGGACUUUGGACACACCAUUCGUCUUACUGAUAUUAUAAUCCCGUCGUGCUCGGAUCUGGUAACACUAUGCAUUGACAUCUGGGUAGUGGGCGAGGAGACUGACUGCGUCAAAUUGGCCUUCGCUACAGACAUCGCUUCUAAGCAUCUUGUCCUCACCGACAUACAGCCGCCGCCGCUCUGCCGAUACAUGAAGAUUACUACAAUUGGUCGUUAUGGCAUGUCAGCAAUGAAGUGUAAGAUCCCACUAGGCUGGUUUUAUGGUGAAAUUGCUGAAAUUGCUAAUGUGCAGGCGUCUAUCAAUGCAUUAAAUGAGUUGCAACAAGAUCUUAGCUGCAGAUUAAGGUUAGCAACAGGGAAGCUUAUGGACCUCUUGAACCCAUAUCUGGACCUGUACAAUGGAAAUGCAGCUCACAUGAUGGCCUAUUUCAACUUGGCUAAUGAGGCCGACCCUAAAGUAAUUACUGCAUACCAGGAGUGCAUAGAUCUGCAGCAGCAGUUGUACAACUGCAAUAAUAUACUGAAGAAACUUCAAAAUGGCUCAGACUGCAAUGAUCGAGCAGUCGAGGCUAUAACCAAGGGUCUCGUGACAUCAAAAUCCCUGCUUGAGAGAGCCUCGACUGAUAAACUGCGAGUUAUUGGAGAGAAUAUAGUUGAUAUGAUUCUGUACUUCCUGUUCCAAAUGGAUGAUGUGCAAAUACCGGAGGUGUCGCGCGAGUGGUGCGUGGCGGUGUCGCAGCUGGUGUGGUCGUGGGGCGCGCGCGGCGCGGCGGCGCUGGGCGCGCUGCUGGCGCGCGUGUGCGGCGCCGCGCGCUGGUGGGGCGACUGCCUCGCCGACGCGCUCGCCGCCGCCUUCUCCGCGCACGACGCGCCGCCGCUCGCCAUCGACAGAUGUCUAGUGGUAGUGAUGUACAUGUGCCGCAAGAGCAUGUACGCGCACGUGGACACUGGAGGCGUGGGCGUAGCGGGUGCGUUGGCCACGCGAGUGCUGUCGCUGCUUCAGAGCUCUGAGCCUCAGCCUGCAUUGCUGGCCGCGCUGCUCACGGCUCUGGCUUCUGUGCUUGAUGCUGCACAGCCACCACCGCCCCCACUUCAACACCAUGCCACACCAGGCGCACAGAGACACAAGAGGUGGGAGUGGGUGACAGGCGGCGUGGCGGGUGCGGCGGGCGCGGCAGGCGCGGGCGGUGCGGGGGGCGCGGGCGGCGAGGCGGGCGAGGCGCGCGCCGACUGCAAGCUGCCGCGCCGCAAGCUGCACAAGAAGCUGCUGCACCAGAUGCACGAGAUCGAGGCCGCGCGCCGCGGCGUGCAGCUCGCCUUCGAGGAGCAGCAGCGCGCUCGGCUUAACCUAAAAACACGGAUGGCAAUGUUUGGCAAACGAGGCAAUGGCAGCAGCAGCAGUAAAACAGAGGAAGCAGAGCGAGCGUCGCACCUGCUGAGCCCAGCACUAGCCAUCCAACUGGCACAGGCCUUGGUUGCACACAUUCUCGCCAUGGACAGCACUAUUGCUGGAGAGUCACUGCUGCUUUGCUCUAAAGUUGUUGGGCGACUGUGCUCUGCAAGCGGUGGCGCGUCGUUGUUGGAUCCCGACAGCGUGCUCGGGUUGGCACGUCUCGCCGUCACAAUGCCUCCCUGGCCCCGGCACGCGAUAACAACAUUGCUACAAGAUUUGGUCGAGUACGAGAACCCCGAGGGGUCAUCCAGUCCCAACAGCGAGGAGUGUUGGGGAGCGGCCGGCACGUCUCGCGUGGUGCGCGUGGCGCAGGACGACACGAGCGUCGGCCGCCCGCCGCGCAAGGCCAAGGGCGCUACUGUCGCAGAUUUGUUAGCAGAUAGUUUUGGUCUGACGAAGACCAGUGACGCUACCAAGCCAAAAACUGUCGAAACUACACCCGCGACCGCAAAUACAAUCAAGGACAUGGAGUAUCAACUUGGUCAAGUUGUGGAGUCGGAUGAUUCAGAGAGUGAAGAGAAGCCUGAUUUAGAUUUUCUGGAUGCGAUCAAGAAGGAUAACAAAACGAAACCCACAGUAGACAACUACAAUACAAGCAACAUAUCGUGCUGCGUGGACGCGCGGCUGGAAAGCGGUGCGGCGGCGGCGAGCGAGGCGCUGGCGCGGCGCCUGCUGGCCGCCACGGCCGGCGCGCUGCACGCCGCGCUGCGCGCCCCGCCGCCCGCGCCGCCGCCCGUCGCGCCGCCCGCGCCCGCGCCCCCCGCGCCGCCGCGCGCACACCCGCCGCUCGCGCACACGCUCUACGACGUGUUCAGGCAUCUCGCGCUCGAGUUCCCGCAUCAGCGAGACUGCAGCCUGAUGGAGAACGUGGUGUCGCUUUGGCUGACGCUGAACGGGUCCGCGUGGGGCGGCGGCGGUGCCUGGUCGCUGGCCGCACUCGCCGUGCCCGCCGACGCGCCGCGCGUGCGCCUCGCGCCCGACACCGUCACCGCGCUGCUGCAACAGCUCUGCACAUUAGAAAAUGUUUCUCUAAGAUGCUGGGUGUUAUCGAUGCAAGCAUUGGCGUGGAUUGCAGGUUUACCGCUUCAUACGGAGGGCAGUGUACAGACGAUUGGGCGAGUGAUACUUGAAUGCGAAUAUUUUGUGCCCGCUCUCGUAAAAUUCAUCUCGAUGGAUGUUAGCGCAGAUGGUGCUGUUUACUCGUCGGAACCAUAUCUUGGCGGGGCAGGGGCGGGCGCGGGGCUGGGCGCGGCGGGCGCGCUGGCGGCCGUGCUGUCGCGCGUGGUGAAGGCGCGCGGCGGCGCGGGCGCGCUGGCGGCGCUGCGCACGCUGGCCGCGCUGUGGACGCAGCGGCCGCCGCCCGGCGCGCACCACGCGCUCGACCUGCACGCCGCGCUGCUGCGCGCCGCGCACGCGCUGCUGCCCGCGCUGCCGCCCGCACACCUGCACCACGCGCUGCCGCUGCUGCGCGCCAUAGCGGCGCAAAGCUCGAGUUGGGUUCGCGAAACGAACGGGCCGGUGGGGGCGGCGGGCGCAAGUGGGGUGAGCGGGGCGGGCGGCGGGCGCAGCGAGGGCGGCGCGGAGGCGCGGCUGUCGGGGCUGCUGGCCGACGUGCUGGCGGGCGGCGCCGCGCCCGCGCGCCGCGUGCCGCCGCGCCGCGCCGUGCUGGCGCACCUGCUGCACCUGGCGCGCCGCCUGCUCGCCGCACACCUGCCCGCCGACGACGUGCGCGCCCAGGUCACUACUCUGCUGCACUGCUGCUCCGCACACUAA